Messenger RNA from Beauveria bassiana ARSEF 2860, 2298 nucleotides. RefSeq lists its product as uncharacterized. The transcript is spliced from 3 exons. The coding region runs from base 1 to 2298 and encodes 765 amino acids. NCBI's taxonomy places the organism in Eukaryota, Fungi, Ascomycota, Sordariomycetes, Hypocreales, Cordycipitaceae. The record is from RefSeq and is a predicted model, not a curated record.
AUGCUGAUCGGGGACAUUCAGUCCACCCUUCUAGUCCUCAUCAAAUUAGGCGUUGAGCUGAAGGCGCGGUUGGAUGCACUCAAUCAGGCCGCAGAAGACCUUCAACUUCUGACAACAAACUUGAGGCUUUUGCUCAUUGUUUUUGAGAAUCCCGCCAAUGAAAGCAUCCUGAAAGAACAUGUCUCGGAAUUUGUGGCGAUCUUGGACAUUCUACAAAGCAUCGCCAAGUCCUGCGCAAAAAGCGGCAAACUUCUGGAUAUGGACCCAUCUGGGCAGGCAGCCGUGGAUGGAGGCCGAGACGCCUUUGGCAAGAAAUUGAUACGUCGCAUAUGGAUUGUAAAACGAAUCCCCGGGCUUCUGGCAGAAAUUCAGCGCAAGGCGGAGCAGCUUCAGAAAAUCUACAGCGCUGUGUCGGUUGUGAUUUUACAGGACAUCAGAGCGAAUCAAGAGCGGCCUCCAAAAGGUACGGAAAGCUCUGUGAACUCGACUCUUGUGGCGCAAGAUUACAACCAAGUCAACGGCCUAGAUUUCAGUACCAACUUUGCAAGCAUUGACAUCAUUUUGGGUAACCUCAUGAAUGAGUGUAAAAGCCUUCGACAGCAACUUGAGGACAAUAUUAUCCACCCUGAUACUUCGGCCAUCGAGAAUUAUGAGGCUACAAAUCCGGAGGGAAUGGCAUUCUGGAAGAACAAGUUUCAGAAAGAGUUAAGUACCUCCAGCUUCCGUUACGAGAUGCUGUAUGUCUCAUGGGCACGCUUCGUACGCGAAAUAGAAUCCUCUUUCAUCUUGAACAAUAUCCCAACUGGAAUCUGGGAAACACCAAGCAUCGACAUUGUUCGAGAACUUGGUCAUCGUUGUCACAUAGAUCAAUGUGGUACGCGCCGCCUGUCUACAAUCAGACCACUAUGGCUCCCGGCGCUUCAGUCAAUACUUGACCCUCUAUAUAAAGGCUAUGUCAAGCCGCAGGACUACUUCAGUCUUCUUCAGAAUUCGUCAUUGUCAGAGACGCUUAGAAAACUGGUCCUUGAGAACGCAGGACUUGGAGUGAUCGUUGAAUGUGAAAGAGAAUCGGGUGAUAUCGCUCUGCCUGCAUCUAUUGAAUCCUCUUUAGACCAUGUAGGCUGGAUAUCUGCUCAAAUUGUGGCGGUUCCAACGCCGAAGGAGCUGGGAAUCAUGACCGAAGACGACGUUAUAAAAGCAAGCAGUGCUAGUCUUAUUUCUUGCUUCAAUGACACGGCUCGCGAUAUCUACAUUCACGUUCGCUACUUACAAACGGGUCAAGUGGAGCAGAAGAGUCUGCUGAAGAAGACACGGCCAGCUGGGGGCAUCUGCAUCGGCGCCCCAAUUUCUAUCCGAUGCGAGCUAGAACCGGGAAAAUAUGGGUGGAGCUCAGAUACUCACAUUGCAGAGUUCAAGGCUUGUUUUGGCGGCGGAUAUAAUAUCACGGCUGGAGCUGGAUCCAACACAUACGCAUUCUCGACAACCCCGAUCAAGGCAUCAUUCGAUGGAAUGCUACAAAGUGGCGUGCACUCCGACACACCAACACCGCAGCUUGAUAUCAUAUUGUUGGGACCGUCAAAGGUAUUCUACCAAGCACCAAAAAUUGACGAAAAAAUACAGGUCGAAUAUGAUGGCAUUUGGCAUGAUUCGAGAGUCACGCUAGUGGUUGGAGACGAAAUCGAGUUUGUCGACUGGGACGAGAUCGCAUCACAAGCCGAGCCCGACACUCCGAUUGAAGACGGAAGCAGCGACAGCAGUGACGACUACGGCGGCUGCUUCUUCUCGGAAGAUAUGUUGGAAAACCUUGGAAAAGGCACUCGACGACUAUGGAGACCAUGGAAAAGAGAUAUUACCAAGUAUGACGUUCGGCCGUUUCGCUGUUUACACGUCGGGGACUCUAUUGACGCACCUGUAAUGUAUCCCGACUUCCGAUUCCACUACCAUACGGCGGAAAACUCUCAGUUAUAUCUGCCGGCGCGCAUUGUUGACGUGCAAGGCGAUCAGUAUGUGGUCGAGUUCAGCCCGGCAGUAUCCGCCUAUGCGUGGUGGCCAGGGCGCUUAGCAAAGGGCACAGCAAUAGAGUUGAUACCGGGUUCAGGUGUAUACGCGGACAAUCCGUACGAAGGCAAUCGCGCGACCUUGGCUAUGAACCUAGUGCGACCUUUGUCCACCGGUCCGCGGCCGGUUUUGGGUAUGCAGUCUGGAAAGCCGCCUAGUUGGAGUUCGUUUCAAGGCGUACAGCUUGGGAACCUGGAGGAGCUGCUGGAAGAGAGUCUCUGGAAUGACGGGGGCCGUUAA